AUGACUGCGGCGCGCAAUGCCGUCAGCGUCUGGACCGCACGCGUUGUCCCGGUCUUCCUCGCGCUCAUCGUCGCCUAUGCAUCCUACGUUAUCACCGGUCCACUGGCCAUACAGUUCUUGCUCAACCCUCCUGAAGGCUUGCCCAAGCGGACAGCACUUGGACUGGCAUUACCGAUAGCUUACUUGUUCCUUCUCAUCCCGGUUGCAGCAACAUGGGUACGGCUACUGGUAGUGGUCUGGCGCGAGCCUGGUUAUAUACCACUUGGAGCCCCACGCGAUCCGGCAGCUCAGGAACCAGCGCCCGGUCUGGAGGACUUUUGGCUUCUUGACGCGUUCGCCUGCGAUGCGCGUGGUCUGCCGAUAUGGUGCCCGCAUUGUAACAAUUGGAAACCCGACCGCACUCAUCACAACCAGGACGUCGGACGCUGCACACUCAAGAUGGAUCACUUCUGCCCGUGGGUUGGCGGCGUCGUCGGAGAGCGGUCUUACAAGUUCUUCGUCCAAUUCAACUUCUACAGCUUUUUGCUCUCCGGUUAUACUUUGGCAGUGCUGGCCUACUUUGUUGCUCAAGGCGGCGAAAGCAAUGACCUGAAAGUACAGUGGCUGAUUGCGCUGGGCCUUGCCGGAUUCUUCGCGUUCUUCACCAUCGGCAUAACGCUCAAUUCUAUCUGGAUGGUUUUUCGGAAUGUCACUUCCAUCGAGAACAUUGAUGCCUUUUCACGGACGAUGCUAUUGGCGGUCCUUUUACCUCCCGAGCUGCAAGGCAAGACACUCGAGGGACCACCGACUCCUCCGCAAGCACAUCUACGACCAGAUAGCUCCCCAAGCCGAUCUGGCGAAAGCGAGAUGCCUCUAACCUCCGACCUUGACGACCCGAGCCAUUCGACUUACUUUUCCAAUCUCCAAACUCCGCGGCCGCCACGUCGCUCGUCGAAUCUACCAUUUCAAGAGCGGAUAUGGAGAGGUACAGUUACUUACCCGCUGUACCUACCGAUUGAUCGACCGCCUCUACCGGCACCACAGCCCCGGACGUUUGCGAUCCUCGAAACACUGCCAGGCAUGAAUGUGUGGGAUUUGGGCAGUGCAUACCGAAAUUUCAAAGCUGCAUUCGGCGACAGUCCGCACGACUGGCUUCUACCCAUCAGACACUCGCCGUGCUGCGAUCACACUUCACUCAUCUCCCAAUACCCCCUUGGACCAGACUUCGAAGAGCUGCUCAUUGAGGCCGGACUCGUUGCACGCCCAAAGCACUUCCAUCCGCGGGAGGAUGUGGUUCCCCACGACAGCAAAAGCGCAACAGCAUCGCGGAAGCGGCGGCGGAAGCGGAGAUUAGAUGAUGGCUGGCAGAAUGGAGAACGGCCUGAUGGCUGGUUCAGCGAGAAGGAAGCCAGACGCGUGAGGAAUGAUGCGAGGCGGAGGAUGCGCGGGGACCUGCCCGGUCGAGAUGCCUAUCAAUGA
This is a messenger RNA of Saxophila tyrrhenica, 1458 nucleotides long. It is a transcript of the gene pfa5, whose product is annotated as Palmitoyltransferase pfa5. Lineage: Eukaryota; Fungi; Ascomycota; Dothideomycetes; Mycosphaerellales; Extremaceae. Bases 1 to 1458 code for a protein of 485 amino acids. Gene Ontology annotation, molecular function: protein-cysteine S-palmitoyltransferase activity. Gene Ontology annotation, biological process: peptidyl-L-cysteine S-palmitoylation; protein targeting to membrane. The record is from RefSeq and is a predicted model, not a curated record. Gene Ontology annotation, cellular component: Golgi apparatus; endoplasmic reticulum. The transcript has a single exon.